Messenger RNA from Trypanosoma conorhini, 2109 nucleotides. RefSeq lists its product as uncharacterized. NCBI's taxonomy places the organism in Eukaryota, Euglenozoa, Kinetoplastea, Trypanosomatida, Trypanosomatidae. The record is from RefSeq and is a predicted model, not a curated record. The coding region runs from base 1 to 2109 and encodes 702 amino acids. The transcript has a single exon.
AUGUGGGGCUCCAAUUCGGCGGCGAGGGCGGAGGGGUCGACUUUGUCGCCUGAGGACGCGCGGUCGCAUCGUGCGCACCCCGCCACCCGCGGCGGCGGCGAGUACCGCCACAGUUCUUCAUCUGGCGACUUUAGCCACAUCCUGAGUGCCGCCCACAUCAACUUCAGCCAUGCGAACCCCGAGGCAUCCUCCAGCACCGCGACGGGGAAGAUGCGGGGGCUGCCCUCGCCCGCUGUUGACUACUUCACACACGGCCUCAACGCGCCCAACGUGGGCUGCCCAAGUUGUGCGCAGUUUGAUGACAUUCGGGAGUCCUUAAAGAGUGUGGAGGCGUCGUACUUGGGGGAAAUUGCUCAGCUGCGGCGAAUGGUGGAACAGGCGGACGCGGAACGCGUGGACUCGGUAAAUCGACUGGAGCAGACACUUUUGGAUCUCGACCGCAGUAGGCAACUGAAUCUAUCCAGGGAUUGCGAGAUCCAGUUGCUGAGUGGCCAGCUGCGACAAGUGAAGGAUGGGUCGCAACGCCUGGAGUACGAGUUGGCCUCCCUGCGCCAACUGUACAUGAGUGACGUCGCGCUCUACCAACAAAGAGAGGUGGACUUUUUCCUGGAGAGUGAGCGGCGUGCCAGGGUGGCAGUCGCCCUCACAGAGGAGGGCUGGCGGUCUGCAGUUGAGGCAAGGUGCUCCAGUGCUGUCGAGGUGGGUCGGCGGCGGCGUUGCUCCCACCCAUCGCAGAGCGUUGGGGCGCUGUGUUCGCCCCGUGUGAGUAAUGGACUCUCUUCCAUGCGUGACCGUCCUUCAACAUCUUCAGCCCCCCCUCUCAAGCUCUCCAUCACCCGCCACGUUGGGAAACAUGGAGGUGGAGGAGGAGGAGGUUGGGGUAGCGGCAUAACGCCUGGCGGAAAAGGGGGACUUUUGACGGAGCUGCGGCAGUCCAAUAAUACCUUGACUGAACUCAAUAAUAAACUGCAGCGCGAGCUGGGGGUGAAGGAGGAUCAAAUUGCCUUACUGCGGCAGCAGCUCCCUCUCCAAGCCGAAGGCCCGGCGCGGCCCCGUCAGCAAGGCGUUGAUGAGGACAGUCUUGAGCGGGAAAUGCAGGAGAAGAUUGAGGAAAUGUACCUGGACGAGAUUUUCUUGGCACAAACGUGUGAGCGACACCGUUUGGAGGCGGAGGCGAUGGAAGAACGCGUUCAUUUGCUGCACUGGCUUCAGCAGCAGCUACAUGGCGAGCCACCGCGAAAGCAACUUGUUGAGUCCGCUCAACGAACACCAGAAGAAGAGGAGCCACCAGAACCGCGCCUGAGGCGAAGGUUUGGUUAUUAUUUGGGUGGGGGUGCAUCGAUGUAUGAAGUUCUUUGCAAGAUGCUCGAGCAGCAGCAACGUGAUAUGCGCGUAUUUCUUUUCGAAGAGGUGCCAGGGACGCUACAGGGCGCCCUCCGUGAACAACUCCCUGGGUUUAAACAAUCUGUGGAGUCCCAUUACUUGGGUGAGGGCGGACUACGCAGCAACCUCGGAAAAGUUGCACAAACGCCGCGACGGGACGAGCACGGCAAUGUGCUGCCUGCCGCGAGGACAGAUGAGAGCCGCGGAAAAAAUGUUGUAUAUAUUCAAGGCGUUCCGCAACAGUUUUGCGCGGCAAAUCCACCGCAAGCAAGUGGUGGGCUCGCCUUCCUCUACGACGCUGUAAAAAAGAUGUUGCGGUCGAUGUCUCGCAACGCCAAUGUCAUGUGUGGCAAGCUGAACGAUAUUAUUGUCUCGAAUUCCGCGGUGGCCAGGCAGCUCACGUUGCUGACCAUCCCAUCUGCUCAGAGGCGCGCUGCUGCGUCCCCGAGUCGGAAGUGUUCGGCCACUGCGUCGCCGUCCGUGGCGGACACCAGAUUCUUGGACGCAAGCACACAGACUUCUUCGGGUUCAAAGCAAUUUCAUUUUGAGCUCGAUAACUUUGAUGCCGCGCCUCCGCCUGGGAAUGCGGCUGCCAAUGCGCCGGUUGCCUCACCGAUGCCGCCAUCUCAUGAGUGGGACGUCAUGGACUCUGGCGAUGAAUCCAUUCCUCCGCUGCCUCUUUCCUCCACUGAACGGAAGGCGCCUUACGAUGUGGAUGAUUUCUGA